This is a messenger RNA of Ahaetulla prasina, 4597 nucleotides long. It is a transcript of the gene MMRN2, whose product is annotated as multimerin 2. Gene Ontology annotation, biological process: negative regulation of vascular endothelial growth factor receptor signaling pathway; negative regulation of cell migration involved in sprouting angiogenesis. The record is from RefSeq and is a predicted model, not a curated record. Gene Ontology annotation, molecular function: protein binding. The coding region runs from base 354 to 3260 and encodes 968 amino acids. NCBI's taxonomy places the organism in Eukaryota, Metazoa, Chordata, Lepidosauria, Squamata, Colubridae. The transcript has 7 exons.
UCCUGUAUCCCGGCAUGAAGGCAGCUGAUAAAAAAUGCUCUGUGCUGCUCUGUGUUUGUUGAUAAGCCCAAAGAAAGUCAAAAGUAAGAUUUGCCCCCUCAAAUCAACCACGGCUCCUUCCCUUAUAAUUCACAUACAACCAUCGCUCACACGGAGGUCCUCAUUCACAUUGUCAUCUGACCCCUGACAUUUCCAUCAGGGCUGGGAGGGCCAACAUGAUAAGUUUCCGCCCUUUGUUAGCUGUGCCAUUCCUUGUUCCAAGGUUUCAGUGAAAGAAACGAGACAAGGCAGGUUGCAAGAACAGCCUGAUUUGAAGAUCAGAGAGGUUUCAAGAAGUUUGAGAAGAACUGAAGAUGCUAACGACACUCUUACUACUUUGUGGGUCUGUUGGGCUGCUGAAAUCAGACCCACAUUCAAGGCAUCCUGGUUAUCACCAUCAGAGGCAAGGGCCAGAAGUUCCUCAGAUGCCUGCACCUCCACAACUAUCUUCUCCAGCGGAGGAAUUCUGGAGAAGAGAGUCCAUUCAAGAUGAAACUGAGGGAGAGAUGGAGGACUCUUACCAUGCAAGUCAUGAAUCCAGAAAUGAGAACUGGUGCUCCUCUGUUCAAUAUCGGACUGCCACGUAUGUUGCAGUUUGCAGGACAGAGAAAUACAUAAUCAGGUCCCAACAACCAUGUCCGAAUGGAACUCCAGACUGCCAGAAGAUCAUGUACAGAACAGCAUUGAAGCCAGUCUACAGGAUAAAAGAGAAAGUCAUAAGCUUUUUAGAGUGGAAGUGCUGCCCAGGUUAUGUAGGCAAGGAUUGUGAACAAUAUGAUCCAGCUCAGAAUCCAGUGAGUACCAGUCAGCCUGAACAUUGGGAAGAAGCAUUCUCAAACCACAGAGAUGUUGUAGAAGCCCAUCAAAGUCAUGAAGCACUGCUAGAAGACCUGCAGAAUGACAUUCACCAGACGGCAAACAAUUUGGGAAUCUUACAGAAAGUUCUUCAUCACAAUAGCACCAACAGAAAUGGAGGCACAGACCAGCACCAGUCAGAAGUCCAGCAAAUGCUCUUUCUCCACAUAAACAAUUUCUUAAAGGAGCAUUUCAAUCCUGUCUGGGCCAGUUUCAAUAAAAGUCUUCAGGACCUGUCCCUUGCUGUGCAGAACCUUUCCCACAGUGUGGAAGCAAAUCGGAAGAGCAUAGAGCGAUUCCAAGAAAGUUCUGUGCCCAGAAAAGAUUUCCAAGAACUAGGAACAAAGUUUGAAUCCAAAGUCCAAGCAAAUGUUCUGAGGGCUGACCAGAUGAAGCGAGAAAUGGAUCAUCACAACUACCUGCAACAAGCUGCCAUCCAUUACAAUCUUACGAUGAUCAAAGCAGACACGGACCUGAAGCUCAAGAGACACCACAAACUGCAGCAGUCUGUUUUAUUAGCUUUAAAUAACAGUUUGGCUGACAUGAGACAAGAGCAAAAUAAGCUUCGUGGUGAGCUUGAGAUGCUAAACAGAAAUUUUGCAACGUUCCCAAGGCAAUUGGGCAAUCAAAAUGAGGUGUUUGCUGAUAUCGAUAUGCAGAGCUUUAAUCAGACCUUGGAAAAACAUGCUCGGGAGCUAAAGACACUUUAUGAGGAGUCUGAAAAAGACUAUGAAGAACUAACUGAUUCCAUCACAAGGUUAAAAGACAGCUCAAAACGUGACAUAGAGGACUUCCGAGUACGAUUAAUAGAAGGAAGUCUCAUGAUCGAUGAAUACAGAGAAGAUGUAGAAAGGAAGAUUUUUGCUCUUAAUAAUAGUCUGGCAGAUAUUCAAGAAAACUAUUGGCGUCUACAGAAGUCCAUGAAGACAUGCUGUUGUGAAGACCAGCCUUCAAGUACUAAUGUGGAAGACUUAAAGAACACCACUCAGAUGCAUGGAGAACAUCUAAAGCAUCUGGAGGCACGUUUAAAAGAUCUCACUGCUGCUUUCCCACUUAUCCAUCAAUCUUUGGAUUUCCAGCAAGAACAAAGCUGGAAGCUACAAGAUGGCCUGUCUCUCUUAAAAAACCAUUCUGAAGUUUUUUCUGAGGAGGUUGAUAUGCUAAAAAAAGCCGAUGAAAAGAUGCAUGACCAUGUUACAUAUCUCAACAGUUCUUUCAAUUCAUUGCUGGUGGAUGCAUUGAGACACGAGAAGGCCCUUGAGAUCCUGCUUGGAGAGGAAAUUUUGGAACACCUAUCUGAAGAAGAGGUCCUUCCAUCCACAGAUCAAUUUCCAAUGAUGAACAUCAAAUUAAUUUCAGACCAUCUCAAGAAGCAGAGUAUGACACUAGAGUCUUUUAAGAAGAGAAUAGACUUUUUGGAGGCAGAUCAUGAAAAUAAUCCACAUGAGCAUAAAUUUUUGAAAGACCCUGAUACUGAGAAACAAAUAGACCUCAACCCCCAACAUGGUAGAGUAGAAUAUAUGGAGCCAAACCAUGAAGCUGUCAUGGAGGAUGCCUUAGAUAAUCCAGCAUACCAUGAUAUUACGACCCUAAAAAAAGAAAUUGGACACCUUACCAAAGAGAUGAAGAAAUUUGAAUUGCAAUGGGAUCAUAUACAUUCCUGCUGCAAUCAGACUGAGGCCAACCUAGGGGACCUCCUCAGCGUUUCAGUGAAGGAGGUGAAGGAAGAUCUUGUAUCAGCCCAAAAAAACUUUGAAGAACAUCUAGCGAUCUUUCAGAAAUUGUUUGGAAAUAGUAAGAAGUUGGCUGCCUCAAAUGUAAGCCUGGAUGUAGCAAAGCUUCAGUUGCUGAUGAGCAGAAAAACGAGGAAGCAACUUAAGGAGCAAGAGCAGCAAAACGUGAGGGACAAGAAAGAGGUCCAUGGACACAGGGAAGUUAUUUUGAAUGGAAGAAACAAGAUAAAUGCAGAGGCACUGGAGGCAGACUCAGCGGUGGCUUUUUAUGUGCAAUAUGCUGAAGAUAAAGGGGAGCCCUCUGUCUUCAACCGCACCUACCUUAACUAUGGAGGAGGUUACUCUCAUGAACACGGCUACUUCAAGGCCUCUCAUAACGGAGUUUACAUGGUGGCGGUUGGUGCUGAGUUUCCCCCAGGGCCUGCUUUGGGACAACUAGUUUUCAGCAAUGGCCACAGAAUGACUCUAAUAAACAACAAGAAGAGGAAAUCCAGCGGUGGUUAUACAACGGUCUUCGCCCUGGUGGAGCUGGAGAAGGGAGACUUGAUGUGGUUUGAACUGGUGCAAGGGGCUGCUGUGAGACAGAACACAGUUGGGCUUAGCAUGGCAGGAUUCCUCUUACUGAAAACCUGAGGAGGGAGAUAUUGGUGAUGUCAGGGGUCUUCCUGUGAGCGCAGUCAGUUUGAUAUUUCAAUGAACGACCUGUUUCCUCUGUGCUAGGACAUUAGCUCAGCAAUGCUUGCUAGAACAGGGCUCUCCAACCUUGGCAACUUUAAGCCUGGUGGACUACAACUCCCAGAAUACCCCAGCCAGCAUAGCCAGAUACCCAAAUAUCCAAAUACCCAGCCAGCAAAGCAAAGGUGGCUGGGGAAUUCUGAGAGUUGAAGUCCACCAGGCUUAAAGUCGCUAAGGUUGGGGACCCCUGUUCUAGAAGAACUUCAGUAGCUGCUUAGCCACAGCUCAAGUGAGGUAGAGUUGCAGAAGACAAUCUGUUUCUUCAACUGGUCAUGAUGCAGAUGCCUGUGACAUUUUUUUCCUUUGUUGUCCUCAACGUUCUUGUGUUGUCAGCCCCCACCCCCCCAGAAUUGUUGGAUAUGAGAUGGGUGGCAAAUAAGUUUUAUAAAUAAAAAUCUCAAGUCUGAUCCCCACACCCACAAUUUGCAGAGUCAGGCUAUGAAUAGGAAGAGAGAGUAAUGCUUCUAGUACCCAUCCAUGGAAAAAGCCAACUUUAUCCAAACAAACUACUUUGUAUAAUGGGUGUGGCUUGUUUCUUCCUGCAUCACCUAUAGCAGGGGUGUCAAACUCUUGGCAUCACGUUGUUGUCACGUGACUUUUCCCCCCUUUGCUAAACCAGGUGUGGGCAUGGCCAACGUAUGAUGCAUCCGGCCCGUGGGCCGCAAGUUUGACACCCCCGAUCUAUGGUCUACCUGGAGAUUUAGAAACUUAGUGCUUGUGAUAUUUUUUUUCUUUUGUCGUCCUCAACUUUUUUGUGUUGUCAGCUGCCCCAGAGUUGUUGGAUAUGAGAUGGGCAGCAAAUAAAUUUUAUAAAUAAAAUGUCAUGUCCGAUUCCAACACCCACAUUUGCAGAGCCAGGCUAUAGCUAAGAAGAGAGAGCAAUGCUUCUGGAACCCAUUCAUGGAAAAACCCAACUGUCAGGCCUGGAAACCAUAUUAGACUUUAGGGUUCCAGACGCUGCCACAUUUUUCCCCUGAGGGGAGGAAGGGGGGCUGAGGGGUAUGGUAACAUUCUUCAAGCGGUCAAGGUCGGAUGGUGUUCACAUCUGCAGGAAGAGUGGCAAGAAGAUAUUCGAAUGAACUGGGAGAACGUGGGACCAUGUGACCACCAAAGGGGUCAGGGGGGUGGGACUCUUGGGGUUUGUAUAACUGGGAAAAGAAUCCGGAAAUUCAGUUUUGGAAUUUCACUCAUCGUGUGCCAGUUUCCUCAUGCUAGUAAAGAACUCUGGAAAACAA